GCCAGCGGUGACGUGGCAUUCUCACGUGCUCGGAAGCAGAACUCAGCGAGGAAGGGACGCAGGAUCGGCGCUGCGCACGGCUGACUCUCGCCGCGAUCCUUCGCGGGACGCCCUGCCUUCCUGUCCGCGCCCCCCCCCAGACGAAGAGGGCGAUGCUGAAAGCCGUGGUCCUCAUCGGCGGCCCCCAAAAAGGGACCCGCUUCCGGCCGUUGUCCUUUGAGGUGCCCAAGCCCUUGUUCCCUGUGGCAGGAGUGCCUAUGAUACAGCACCACAUUGAGGCAUGCACUAAGGUGCCCAACAUGAAGGAGAUUCUCCUGAUUGGGUUCUAUCAGCCCAAUGAGGCCCUCAGCCGAUUCCUGGUGUCAGCCCAGCAAGAGUUCAAAAUACCCAUCAGGUAUCUGCAGGAAUAUGCUGCGCUUGGCACAGGCGGUGGCAUCUACCACUUCCGGGACCAGAUCCUCUUGGGUAACCCUGAAGCCUUCUUUGUGCUGAACGCUGACGUCUGCUCCGAAUUCCCUCUGGGCGAGAUGCUCAGCUUCCACCGGCGACUUGGCAAUCCGGACAGCUUCCUCAUGCUGGGCACCACGGCCAACAGAAAGCAGUCUCUGAACUACGGCUGCAUUGUGGCGAACACUGAGACGCAUGAGGUCCUGCACUACGUGGAGAAGCCCAGCACUUUCGUCAGCGAGCUCAUCAACUGUGGCAUCUACUUGUUCACGCCGGCCAUCUUCCAUCACAUUGGCGCUGUCUUCCAACGGAACCAGCAGGAGCUGCUUCUGGGCGCAUGCCUUGGGGAGGAGAACACCAAUGGCUGGCAACGAGCUGAAGCCAUCAGGCUGGAGCAGGAUGUCUUCACAGCCCUUGCUGGGCAGGGACGCCUCUUUGCCUAUAAGACGGAGGGGUUCUGGAGCCAGAUCAAAUCUGCUGGGUCUGCAAUCUAUGCCAGUCGCCUGUAUCUGAGUUGCUACAGCCAGUGCCACCCAGAAAGACUUGCCCAGAACCAACCUGGUGGACCCACCAUCCGAGGGAAUGUUUAUAUCCAUCCUGCAGCCUCGGUGGAUGCCAGCGCUGUGCUAGGUCCCAAUGUGUCCAUCGGGAAGGGGGUGACGAUUGGCGCUGGCGUGCGUGUGCGUGAGUCCAUUAUUCUGCAUGGGGCUUCUCUCCAGGACCAUACAUGUGUGCUGAACAGCAUUGUGGGCUGGGAUAGCACCAUUGGACGCUGGGCUCGUGUAGAGGGUACUCCCAGCGACCCCAACCCUAAUGAUCCCUACGCAAAGAUCGACAGCGAGACUCUCUUUCGGGAUGGCCGCCUCACCCCAUCCAUCACCAUUCUGGGCUGCAACGUGACCAUCCCUGCCGAAGUUGUCAUCCUCAACUCCAUCGUUCUGCCCCACAAGGAACUGAGCCGCAGCUUCAAGAAUCAAAUCAUUCUCUGAAGGCGGAGGGCAGGAGGGGAACCUCCAGUUGCCCCCAGGUGGCAGAACAGAGGGAAGCCCCGGACAACGCUGCCCCCACCCUCAAGCCAUGGCCUCUUUGGACCUAGCAUGGGUCAUCACAGACUUCCCUCCAGGUCUGUUCAUGGAAGCGGCAGGAUGGGGGAUGUGAGCUUCCCUCUUGGGCUGCUGCUGCUAUGUCAGGUGGCUUCCCUACUCCUUCUUCAGCUGCCGCAGAACCUUUCCUGGAAGCAGGAGGCCGCCUCAUCCCGAGGCCGCAGUGCUGCCUUGCUACCAGCCAAAGGCACGUGGCAAGGAAAGGAUGUGUGGAUACGCUGGGGAGCCUUUAUUAAACCUGAGGGCUGCAUUCUCUCAUGCACACUCUUACGGAGGCCGUAUGGCAAUGGGUGGGGUGCUGGAGCUCAAAGUGGGUGGGGCAACAGAGCCUUGCCUUUUGUACUCCAGCCACGCAGUAAGAGGUUUUCAUAUACACACACCUGCCUUUAUCAAGGCAAGGAAGAGGCAACAUCGCAGUCAAAGGACCUAUUCCACCAGGCAAAUGUGCUGGUGGAGAGGGCAGAGCAGGGCUGGUGUGCUGUGGGAAGAGUCCCAAGGGGGUGGCUAGAGAGACCUGGAGGGUUCCCUACCCCUGGCCUAGGCCACUGAAGGACCCAGGGGUACAUCUGCAUGCCAUUUGGGCCUCGGAUGCAUUCGUUCAGCACCCCAUAUUUCCACUAGCUGCAGUGCAUUCUUCCUGAUUCCCCUUAGUACAGUGGUACCUCGGGUUACAUACACUUCAGGUUACAUACGCUUCAGGUUACAGACUCCGCUAACCCAGAAAUAGUGCUUCAGGUUAAG
This is a messenger RNA of Podarcis muralis (Common wall lizard), 2291 nucleotides long. The record is from RefSeq and is a predicted model, not a curated record. NCBI's taxonomy places the organism in Eukaryota, Metazoa, Chordata, Lepidosauria, Squamata, Lacertidae.